Messenger RNA from Amaranthus tricolor (Joseph's coat), 1320 nucleotides. Its product is annotated as late embryogenesis abundant protein D-34-like. Bases 387 to 1202 code for a protein of 271 amino acids. The transcript has 3 exons. The record is from RefSeq and is a predicted model, not a curated record. NCBI's taxonomy places the organism in Eukaryota, Viridiplantae, Streptophyta, Magnoliopsida, Caryophyllales, Amaranthaceae.
GGCUGGGCUAAAAUUGUUAAGUGUAAGAGCGAAAUUAUCAAAUAUAGAGAUUGAUCUUGAUCAUAAUAACUCAAGGAAAGGGGUGCUACAUACGUGGGUGCUUCGACCAAGUACUCGCACAUAUUCCAACAAUAUGGAGCAGGCGAUAAGGAUGAGAACCGCCAGCCGAGAGUGACGAUCAAAGAAUUGAGGCGUACGUGUGUCAAUGAUGUGUCAUUCUGAUAGCUAUCUCAUUAUUUCAAGCUGUACCUAUACUUCCUAUUUCAUUAAGCCUACACUUUUUGCAUUUGCAAUUUAGCUUUCCUUUACUUAAUUUUCACAUUAGUAAACCCAAAAAAAAACUAUAUAAAAUUAAGGUGGUUAAAACCCAAAAUUAAGUGACGAUUAUGGCUCAAGAACAGCCACGGCAUGGCGUAACAGAACAAGAUCAGCAACAGCAGCAGCAGCCUAUUAAGUAUGGGGACGUUUUCUUGGUGUCUGAAGAUAUUUGUAAUAAGCCUAUUGCCCCAUUAGAUGCUGCUGCCAUGCAAUCUGCCGAGAACUUGGUCAUUGGUCAGACUCAGAAAGGUGGCCCGGCUUCAGUCAUGCAAUCGGCAGCCACUAAAAACGUUCAAGCUGGUGUUGUUGAUCGUGGUUUUGCUACUGAUGUUGGGAGACAUCAGGGUAUGACUGUAACCCAGACAAUGGUUGAUGGUCAGCGGAUAAUUACUCAGUCCAUUGGUGACCAGGUUGUUGCAAGGUAUGUUGAUCCGAAUCCAAAUCCUACCCAAGAGAAAAUGGUGGGUUUGCCAUCAGCCAUUGACCGUGAUGCAGUAACCAUAGGAGAAGCCCUAGAGGCAAGUGCAUUAUCUGCAGGGAACAAGCCCAUUACAAGAACUGAUGCCGCCGCUAUUCAGGCUGCAGAAAUGCUAGCCACAAAAACAAAUAAGACUCCUCCUGGCGGCCUUGGAGCGGAGGCACAAUCCGCUGCUUUAAGGAAUGAACAAAUCACUUCUCAAGUGAAUAAGACAACCCUUGGAGAUAUUCUUAUGGAUGCAACACAAAGACUUGCAGAUGACAAGCCAGCGACAAUUCAAGAUGCUGAGAAGGUGAUUGCUGCAGAGGUGAGGAAUGACCCAAAAUUGGCAACCAACCUUGGAGGAGUCGGCGAAUCGGUGGCGGCAGCAGCAAGGAUGAACCAACAGAAGCUCAAGGAAACUUGAUAAGCAUUAGCCUUAUAUGUCUCGUAGAAUUUGCUAAUGCGUUUUAAUGUGAACUUUGAAAAGACAAUGUAGUGACUUCUAACUUUGAAGGAAUAAUUGCAAUAAACCAUGGAUAAUU